Caenorhabditis bovis is the source of this 948-nucleotide messenger RNA. Lineage: Eukaryota; Metazoa; Nematoda; Chromadorea; Rhabditida; Rhabditidae. The record is from the annotation of a GenBank genome assembly.
AUGCCGCCACCACCGCCGCCGCCGCCACCACCGCCACCGCCGCCACCACCGCCACCGCCUCCUGGGAAUCUGCCACCACUAGCUGCGAACAAUCCUGAAAGAAAUGCAUUGUUAAACGACAUUCAUAAAGGAUUGAAACUAAAGAAAACGGUGACUAAUGAUCGUUCAAGCCCACUUGUUGGCAAAGUUGUCGGCUCGUCAAACAAUCAGCAGAACAAUAAACCCGGACCAGCGUCGGCGGCACCAUCGAAACCAGCAAUGAGCGGUGGAUUAGGUGGACUUUUCGCUAAUGGGCUUCCUUCAAAGCCAAGCGAAAACAAAAUACGACGAGCUAAUACAAAUAUAGGUCCACCGCCAUCUGCCUCAGCUGCUCCUCCUCCACCGCCACCUCCGGCAGCACCGCCCGCACCAGCUGUAGAAGGAAGAAAACCAAUAAUAUUUUCUUCUUCAAUUGCAUCUAGCCCUUCUUCCUCAAUUGCCUCUUCGAAACCAACGCCUCCACCUCCGCCACCAGCACAGCAAUCGAAACCAUCGGUUGAACGGGAACAAUUCCGAACAAUGCGGCCGCUCCGUCAAAACACAAUUGCGACGCCAAUGUUGCGAAGAAGUGGAAGCUCUGAGGAAAUUAUGCCUAGCAAUCGAAUGCCUCGUCCUGGAGUUCCGCCGCCGGCUCGGCCUGCCGCUCCGCCUCCACCACCACCUCCAAUUGCAGCCCCAAUUAGUAACAUCAAAAGAAGUGAUGAGGCACCGGCGCCACCACCUCCUCCAAGAAUGGCUUCGAAAACCGCGCCGCCACCAGUGAAGCCAUCGUUCCCGCCGGUUCCAUCCAUGCCAGCUCAGUCAACUGUUACAAUAACAUCGACCACGCAAUUUCAUCCGCUUAAUAGAUUUCAUUUUCUGACAUUGGAUCAAUUGCCGCCACCUCCAAUAUCCGGAAGUCGAGCAUAG